AUGGGAUACUCAACUAUAUUCACCGAAGCGUCCGCUGCUUGCUUCGAGCUUUCUUACAGCUCUAAGCCUGUUGCAUCAUCCUCUUCAUCCCCUUUGACACACUUAUCUACGAUCCCUCUCGCCGUACGCAUCGUCGACAACUCACAGGAUGGAGGGAUGACUUCUGACACGAAGAUCGGCAUAGUAGUCGCUGCAGUCCUUUUUUUCAGUCUCAUCCUGGGUUUCUGCCUCGUAGCGCGUAACAAAUCUCGUGCUCGUUCCAUCCUUCCUACGCGCCAAGCCGUGCAAUCCCCUGCUCAGCGCAAGCGUAAAUCCCCCUCUGUCUACAGCGUGCAGAGUGGGGUGUAUGCGCGGUCUCGUAUUGACACCGAGGCCGCAGUGCGUCCAGGGGACAAAGCUACCAAAGCACCGUCCUGGACGGAACGCCAUCCUGCUCACUUGACGCCCGGGCGACGUUCGCAGGCUUCUGUAUCUACCUUAUCUGUGGUGUCCGAUACGACCUACGUCGGUUCUACAGAGUAUGAAGCUGCGCUUCCCACAUUCCCCUCACCAUGUCUGCAUACUUCUGAUACUUUCCGUUCCCCAUACCAAUUCGACCGUGCACAAGCCCAUUCGUAAAUAUGAUUUCGUUCGACCUUAUUCCUUUCUAUAUCAUUUAUUGUUCACGUCGAUACCUACUUUAUGAUGUAAUGAGAGGCAAUGACACCUGGAUUACAGUAGCAUACAAGUUAUUCAUACCCUACAGACAUUUCGAUUCAUCGUUCAAAGCUGGCGGAUAUGGUGUAAAAAUAAUGGUAGAACGCACGG
Somion occarium is the source of this 807-nucleotide messenger RNA. The record is from the annotation of a GenBank genome assembly. Lineage: Eukaryota; Fungi; Basidiomycota; Agaricomycetes; Polyporales; Cerrenaceae.